AUGGCGGCCGCCGAUGCAGGCUUGGUGACGCGGACCCUCACGGAUUGGCUCUCCGAGACGGUGCUCGAUCCUGCCACGCGGAGGCUCCUAGUCAAGGCUGACACGUCCCUCUCGUCGAGGCCAGAGCCCAUCGACUUGACUGCGGAUGAGCCUGCCUCGGAGGUGCCGGAGCCUUCUGCACCACCUCCACCACAAAGGAAGGCCAGCCUCUUGGCGGCCCUAGAGAAGCUGGCUCCGGACUUGAGCUUCGUGGCCUUGCAGUUGGACUUGGACGAGGCGGCGCUUGCAGGGCUGGUGGCAUUGACCUCUCGCAGCGCCUUGGGAGCGCUCCUCGGGCACGAGAUAGCAUCAAGCCACAGCCAUGAAGGUUUGCCACCGCCUACCAAGAGUGUGAUAUUUGCAUGCUUGGUGCUGCCAACUGACCGCUUUGCCUUCCUGGGCCGGGAUGAGAGGCCGAUGGACACCCUGCCGCCCAGGCAGGUGCUGCCAAGGCCGAGGCACGCUGUGUUCCAGGGCCCUGCGUCCGAAGGCGAAGGCUUGGGGCGGGGCGGCAGGCCAUCUGGUGUCCGGAGGUACCACCGCAACCAGCCGGGGAGCCUAGUCUUAGUCCGGACUCGCCGGCUCCGCAAAGCUAACGAGCUAUGGCGUGGGGAACGCUUUGCAAUGGGACUGAGCGCACAGCGCCGGUCAGAAUUGUCGCAGAGGUGCGGCUGCCGGGGAGUUGCCCUCAGUGCUUUGGCGGCCCUGGCGAGUGUUGAGCUCUGGAUGGCUCCCGCCCUGCGGCCUGGAGGCUACUCCAGCGAGGCGCUCUCAUAUGCAGAGGCUUUGCAGAAGGCGUACCAGGACUCCGACAGAGGCGCCCACUUUGGCCUGCGCCAGUUCGCCGAGCACAUGAGCCACGAGUUCGUGAAGGGCCUCCCCGACAGCCUCACUGCUCGCCUGUCCACCAUGGUGCAAGAAGGGAGGCAGGCGCGCACCUGGGACGUGGUGAUUUGCCACUCCACGCCCGACGUCUGGCAUGAGGAUGGCGCUUUCGGCUGGGGAAAGGUCGAGCCGUGCCCUCCCAAGGGCGCCAAGUUCCGCAUCGGCCGCACCAUGUACGAGACGGACAAGGUCCCGGCGUCCUGGGUGCCGAGGAUCUCGCGCAUGGACCAGGUCUGGGUUCCUUCCCACUUCGGCCUGGAGCAGUUUGUGGCCAGCGGCGUGCCUCGGGAGAAGAUCCGGGUGGUGCCAGAGGCGGUGGACACCGCGCUCUUCGAUCCCUCGAAGCACUCGCCCCUUCAGUUGGGAGGUGAGAGCUCCUAUCGCUUCCUCUCGGUGUUCAAGUGGGAGAAGCGGAAAGGGUGGGACAUCCUGCUGAAGGCAUACUUCGAGGAGUUCAGUCAAGAGGACGACGUAAUUCUCGUGCUCAAGACGCAGUCCUUUCAUAGCGGAGACGACUUCCACCAGAAAGUGCUCAAGGAGAUCCACUCGGCGCAGGCUGGGCGGCAGCCUGCGGCGCGGUACCAGCUCCUUUCGGAGGACCUGGCACUCAAGGACCUUCCUCGACUCUACCGCGCGGCCGAUGCCUUUGUGCUGCCCACCAGAGGCGAGGGCUGGGGCCGACCCCACGUGGAAGCCAUGUCCAUGGCCUUGCCGGUGAUCGCAACCAACUGGAGCGGAUCCACCGAGUUCCUCUCAGAGUCGGCGGCCCUGCCGCUGCCCAUCACCGGCCUAGAGCCGGCGGAGUUGCCUCUGCCGAGCCACGCGGACCACCGCUGGGCAGUGCCCGACGCAGAGGCGCUCAGGCGGCUCAUGCGCUGGGCGUUUGAGCACCAGCCAGAGGCCAAGGAGUUGGGCCAGGACCUCAGCAUGAGCAUGAGCGAGCCCAGAAUGUUGCCCUUGAGUGGAGACGAGGCGGCUCGCGCGCACAUGCUGCAGAACUUCAGCCCGGAGGUGGUGGUGGCGCGGCACGUGCUGCCGCUCCUGCGAGAAGCUUACGGAUCCGCCAAGUCCGAGCUUUGA
Molecule: messenger RNA, 2004 nt
Organism: Effrenium voratum
Lineage: Eukaryota; Dinophyceae; Suessiales; Symbiodiniaceae
Source: the annotation of a GenBank genome assembly